Molecule: messenger RNA, 847 nt
Organism: Triticum urartu
Lineage: Eukaryota; Viridiplantae; Streptophyta; Magnoliopsida; Poales; Poaceae
Product: cyclin-dependent protein kinase inhibitor EL2-like
Source: RefSeq, a predicted model, not a curated record
AGCCUAUCGUGCGCAGCAAGGUGGACAAACCCGAUUUCCCAGCUGCUUCCGCCCUCCCGGGUCGGGUCGGCCGGUUACCUUGUGCUCCGUUUCACACUUCCCCCGCACGCACCUCCCAUCCCGUCCCCCACUCCCGUCUGGCCCGUCACCCCCGCUACAUAUACGCCGCGCUUCCCUCGCCCCCCACACCGGCACCAGCACCAGCACCAGCACCCCUCCUCUCCUUUUCAAAUCCCUCCCUUUCUUUUCUUUUCUUUUUUUCAAAGGAACAGGAACACAUCGCCGCCUUCCUCCGCUCCCUCCCCCAUCCAUCCACUCAUCCAUGGCCGCCGCCUCGCCCGAGUUCUUCAAGCCGCCCGCCGCCUUCUCGCCGCGCCUCCGCCUCCUCGCCGCCGACGGCGCCGACGACGACUACCACCGCUGCUGCCGGACGCCCACGGGCGCCGGGGUCGGCUGCCUGGGCCAGGCCGCCACCUGCCCGCCGGCGCCGCGGAAGCCGCGCCCGCGCCCCGACGCCGCCUGCCGGAAGCGCCUCUUCGACGUCCAGGUCAUCAGCCUCCGCUUCGACGACCUCGACGCCAUCUUCCGCCCCUCGCCGCCGCCGCCCUGCCACGACCACAACAACAACAACAACAAGCAGCAGCACCGGAGCCGCCGCUCGCUCGGCAGGCUCGCUUAAAUUGAGUUGAGUUGAGUUGAGUUGACACCUGUGUGGAUGGAAUCGAUGAUGUAUCAGCCAUCUUCAGUAGCGGUAGCCACGACCCAUACUUCGCCUCACGCACGCACCCAUCCUCUGUAAUCAUCCAUCAUAUCAUAAUAAUAUUAUUACUACGUAUUAUUAUUUCUA